Messenger RNA from Podarcis muralis (Common wall lizard), 2859 nucleotides. The record is from RefSeq and is a predicted model, not a curated record. Lineage: Eukaryota; Metazoa; Chordata; Lepidosauria; Squamata; Lacertidae.
AACAGCCCCAGGUGGCGAGGCGGCUGGGGAGCCGAGAGCGCACCGAGAGCGCAGCGCGACUCCGGCUGAAUGCCAUUUGCUGGUCGCAGGUGUCAAGGAGGAACUCGGGCGGGGAGGGAGAGGACACGGAACUGGAUCGCCGUCUGCAGAGGGGAGCGGGCUUGCGCUCCCGGGACUCGGCAAGGAAGGGCGCGGAGUCCCGGGGAGGCUCCGGGCCGCCCCAAAAGGCGUCUGCCUGCGCGCCCCUCUCUCUCUGCUUAUCGUGAUGCCGGAGGGUGACAUGGCAAAGCCACUCCUCGGCCGACAAAAUGUGGAAAGUAAUGCAAGCCUCAUCGCAGCCACUGGUAACACGACAGUGGGGAUCCUGGGCAGUGGUGACUUUGCACGCUCCUUGUCUAUGCGCCUGGUGUGCUCAGGUUUCAAAGUGGUGAUUGGAAGCCGGAACCCAAAGCGCAAUGCCACCCUCUUUCCAUCAGCAGCUGAAGUAACUUUCCAGGCAGAUGCUAUAAAGAAGACAGAUAUUAUCUUUGUGGCGGUUUUCAGAGAACAUUACACCACACUCUGCGACCUCAGCGAUGAGCUGUCUGGCAAAAUCCUGGUGGAUGUCAGCAACAACGAUGAAAUCAACCAUCACAAAGAAUCAAAUGCUGAGUAUUUGGCGUCACUUUUCCCAUCAUGCACUGUUGUCAAAGGAUUUAACGUCAUCUCAGCGUGGACGUUACAGUCAGGCCCAAGGGACGGGAAUAAGCAGGUCUUCAUAUGCUCCAACAACCAAGAAGCCAAGCGUGCCAUUGCUGAAAUUGCUCACAUGCUGGGGUUCACCCCGGUGGACAUGGGCUCCUUGUGCUCAGCUCGUGAGAUUGAGAAUAUUCCGCUGCGGCUUCUCCCUGCCUGGAAGAUCCCCGUCUUCUUGGCCCUGGGUCUCUUUCUCUGCUUCUACACAUACAACUUCAUCCGGCAAGUUUUGCACCCUUACAUCCGGGAGCAAAAGAACAAGUUUUACAAGAUCCCUGUGGAGGUCGUCAACACCACGUUGCCUUGCGUCGCCUACGUCAUGCUAUCCCUCGUCUACCUGCCUGGAGUGCUGGCGGCCAUUUUCCAGCUCUACCGCUGCACAAAGUAUAGGCGGUUCCCUGACUGGCUUGACCAGUGGCUGCAGCACAGGAAGCAGAUAGGUCUGCUAAGCUUUUUCUGUGCAGCGCUGCACGCUGUGUACAGCUUGUGCCUACCCAUGCGGCGAUCCCAUCGUUACUCGUUGCUCAGAGAUGCUGUCAGUCAGGUAGAGAAGAAAACAGAUCCAUGGGUAGAGGAGGAAGUCUGGAGGAUGGAGAUGUACAUCUCGUUUGGCAUCAUGGCCUUGGGCUUGCUGUCCUUGCUUGCCAUAACCUCACUUCCUUCCAUCUCCAACUCUCUCAACUGGAGAGAAUUCAGUUUCAUUCAGUCCUCCCUUGGCUUUGUCGCUCUGGUGAUCAGCACUCUGCACACCCUGACUUACGGCUGGACCAGGGCCUUUGAUGAAAGCCAGUACAAGUUCUACCUGCCUCCCACCUUUACUCUCACGCUGCUGGUACCAUGUUCUGUGAUCCUGGCCAAACUCUUCUUCCAGCUCCCUUGUAUGAACCAAAGACUGCGGCGCAUCAGGAACGGGUGGGAGAGGGGCAGGUAUGUCAAGUUCACCUUGCCCAGAGCAUCGGGGGAAUUUUCAAGUGGAGAAACCAGCAGCACUGUGUGAUCCAGCAUCUCUCUCUCUCUUCCAUCAUGACAAGUUCUCAAAGAGCACUAUGAAGAUUCUGGGGGUUUCUUAAUAUAGUUUUUGUUUGUUUUUUGAAGCUUGUAAGCUUGGUAUUAUUGAAUGGUGGUGAUAAUUAUCAUCUUAUUUCAGGCACUUAAGGAAGGAAUGUUACCAGUGUUUUAGAAUAUACUGGUAAUUCUGGGGGUGGGGAGAGUGGUUGCCUUAAAACUUAAAUCUUUUGGGGGGUGUUUAAUGCGGCGGGGGAGAGACGUUACCAAUGUAUCUGGCUUACACCGCAGUAUUUGGAAUAUAUUGGUAAUUAUGUAAGGCAGGGGUGGCCAACAUGGUGCCCCUCCCAGAAGUUUUAGACUACAACUUCCAUCAGUCCUGACUAUUGCCUAGCCUGUCACUGAUAGGACUUGCAGUCCGCAACACACAGAGGGGCCCAUGUUGGCUAACCCUGGUGUAGGGGGUGCAGAAUGGUUGCCUUAAAACCUCAGUGCACAAUUUUAGUUGCACAGUUUAAUGAUGCAUAGGAAAAUAGAAUCACUCUGCAGAUGCAUUCAACAAAGGGGUGGGACACAGCGUUUUCUGAGCACCUGGCAAAUGGUUUCUAUCUUUUUUAAGCCAGCAUUCCUGCAUGAUCACACAGAGCACAUGAUCAGUCCACCCGUAAACCAAAGUGGCAACUCUGGAAGGGCCUAUUGUCCGAUAACAAAUGGUGUAAAAAAAAAAAUACUCUAGGUCAGAUUGGAAGUACGUUUAUUACACAGCUGCCAUUAAAACAGCAACCACAUGUUUAUAAAUCCCUCCUCCCCUUCUGUAGAUCUCGAUAGAAACUACCUGUGCCCCAAUGCCACAGCCUGUGCAUUUGCCCACCCGACAUAAUGGUCUGAAGCUGACGGGACAAAACCAAAAAGUGUCAUUGGUUGUUGCAGAGGAAGAACUAAGCGUGAAACUGCCACACAUUUAAAUGCAGUUCCAGCCUCACUUUUCCUUUGCAUGGGCCAAAUUCACACAUUACUACUUAUGUAUUUGUUACAUUUAUAUAACACCUUUCUGCCAAGGAGCCCGAGUCAAUUUAUGUUUUUUUAAAUAUUGAACAAAUAAAUGAUGCAAAAUGUAAA